This is a messenger RNA of Ananas comosus (pineapple), 755 nucleotides long. RefSeq names its product CASP-like protein BLE3. The record is from RefSeq and is a predicted model, not a curated record. Bases 75 to 557 code for a protein of 160 amino acids. Lineage: Eukaryota; Viridiplantae; Streptophyta; Magnoliopsida; Poales; Bromeliaceae. The transcript is spliced from 3 exons.
CUUGUACACUCUCCUCUCCCCUCCAAUAUUCCCCUGCCAAUACACCAAAUUGAACACAUUGUGCUUGUUUUGCCAUGGCUAAGGCUUUGAGGGCUUGUGUGUUCUUGCUAAGGCUCUUCGCGGCGGCCGCGACGCUCGUCGCCGCCGUCGUCAUGGCGACUAGCCAUGAGACCACCUCCUACUUUGGUUUCACCAUGGAGGCUAAGUUCCAAUACACAAGUUCAUUUGUGUUCUUUGUGAUAGCUAAUGCCAUAGCAAGCGGGUACAGUUUGCUGGUUCUCUUGAUUCCUUCCACAAGCUCUUUCUCGAGAUUGGUCAUUGCGACCGAUGUGAUCAUAGGAAUGCUACUCACCAGUGCGGUGGCGGCGACGGGAGCGCUGUCGGAGCUGGGGAAGAACGGAAAUCAGCAUGCGGGAUGGCUGCCGAUCUGUGGGCAAAUACACGAAUUCUGCAACCAUGUUAUGGGAGCUCUCAUUUGUGCCUUCGUCGGUCUCCUCAUCUACCUCCUCAUCCUUUUCCAUACUUUCUACGUUGUGAUCAACCCUCUUUUCCCAUGAGUUUUCUUUCUUUCCCCCUUUUCUUUUUUUUCUUUGAACACGCGGUCUUUUUACCAUAUACUAUGAAAGAUCACGUACGUGUCUCAACGUCCUGUUAGGAACGGCAAGUUCCAAAUAUAUAUACUUAUGUGGUUGCAUGUUUUUACCAAAUACGUGAUAAAGUACAUGCAAACUUAUAAAAGUUUCAGUUUAAACUUA